This is a messenger RNA of Mycena citricolor, 2290 nucleotides long. NCBI's taxonomy places the organism in Eukaryota, Fungi, Basidiomycota, Agaricomycetes, Agaricales, Mycenaceae. The record is from the annotation of a GenBank genome assembly.
GGGAGAGUGUCGGUGUCGCGUGCUGGUCGGAAAGCCCAGAAAACGCACGUCAUCAAGAACAUCUUCUAAUCUUCGCUUGAGGGAUUCAAGCUUCUCGCUCAUGAGAAGGGACACGAUCGGCUGAGCUCUAAAAAAUGCGAUGCCACGAGGAGAUGGCGGGAGUGGUUGAGUUUCGGCAAGGGCUAAGCGAGUCAUGUGACCGUGUCCUCUGUCAACGACGUCGAUGAUCAACUGGCAAUCCCACUUGUCUCACGUCCGCAUGCGAUUUCAGCCAGUCAAUGGUCCGACCCGGAUCCAUCUCCAUUCUCCAGGCCAAUAUGUAGCCAACUCGGUUUAAUGAGUGUGGACAGUGGCGCACGGCUAGCACACAUUCGGAUCAUCCUUGAACCCCCCAAGUUCUCAUCAGCGGGGACCCGAAAUCACUGCGAUCUUCCGCGGACCGAGUCUCACGGUGCACGACAUAUAUAAAGGCUGCUCCCGCUAACUCCACCUGCGAUUACCUCCAUGUCCCCCAUCCACCCCUGGACACGACUCAUCCGCUUUGUCGCUGCGGAAACGGCGCAAGUGCACAUCGGUCAACCUGUCGACCCGAAGCUAGAUGUCGGUCUCGCAGCAUCGAAAGGCACGCCUAUCCGGGCCUUCGAGAUCCUUGGGUCUGCCCUGGACCCCGCCGCUCAGGUCACCGAGCGCAUCUUGACCGUACAACAGCUGCUGAGUCCGCUGUCCCGUGAGCAAGUGGGCUAUGUCCGGUGCCUGGGCCUCAAUUAUGCAGACCAUGCUGCCGAAGCCAACUUGCCCCCUCCACCCUUCCCGACGCUUUUCUCGAAGCCGGUGUCGUCCCUCAUUGGACCGAAUGCGCCUAUCGUGAUACCAAAGGCCGCACAACCGGUCGCAGAACAUUUCCCGGACUACGAAGUCGAAUUGGCGAUCGUGAUUGGAAAGGCCGCCCGCGAUGUGUCAGUAACCGACGCUCUUGACUAUGUGCUCGGAUACACCGGCGCCAACGACGUGUCUUUUCGGAAACACCAGUUCUUGGUGUCGCAGUGGACGUUCUCAAAGAACUUUGACGACUCUAACCCACUCGGUCCAUGCCUCGUCUCCACAACUGCCAUUCCCGAUCCCCAAACGAUACCGCUCAGGUGCACGCUGAACGGGCAGCUUGUGCAAGAUGGCAACACCUCUCAGCAGGUGUUCAAUGUCGCCCAGACAGUGGCUUACCUCUCUCAGGGCACCACUCUCGCUCCUGGAUCCAUCAUUCUCACCGGCACCCCAGCAGGAAUCGGGUUCGCACGGAAGCCGGCUUUGUAUCUCAAGGAUGGGGACCAGGUCACUGUGUCGCUGGGGAACGGAAUAGGCACCCUGGUGAAUGGUGUGCAAGAGGAAGGAAUGAUGAAAGCGAAGUUGUGAAUGCGCAGAUGUUCCGGAGCAAUCGUGUGAGGGGCUGCGGCGUCGAGCAUGAUCCGUGCUUGUACUUACUCGCACGGCCGUCCCUGUAUUCCAACCAUGACCUAUGGCCGACUAUGUACCUGUAUUAUACGAUGAAAGGCAAUCUAUGUACUGCACAGCACUACUCACUACACGACCACAUUGAACACUGUCUGGCGCAGAACGUGACGUCAGCUGGGAAGGUAGGGGAACUCCCCGCCUGCUCCCCCACUCUUCGCACGCCCUCCUGAAUGCCACGUGCUCCAUACCGGGAGACCCGACUUGAACCCGACCGCCAUCUACGUCGACUAUCGCACAAGCAUCCGGAUUCCGGACAGUAUGCCUAUUGUCCCUCAAACCGAGAAGGAACAAUCCAGUGCGCUCUUGUCUGAAUCGGAGAUCCCCCGCAAGUCAUUACAAAUGCCAUCUGCUCACCAUCCCAGACUACGUCGCGUAUUUUCGGUACAGCAAGGCUCCGUGCACACUGCAGAACAUGGGCUUCGAGUCGAACAAAAUGUGUAUCCAGGAACGAUCUUCAUGGCCUCCGACCCACAUGUGGAAGCAAUCACCAUUCGUCUCGCGCUCCGACCAAGCGGCCUGGUAAAUGAGCGAGCAGAGAUUGUACUGCGAGUAUUAGCUAAUUAGCUAUUGAGUAUACUCCAGCACGGCUGCGCAAACCUAGUAUUCUGUAUUUUCAAAUUGCGAUUAUAAUUACUUUUGAGAUUAUGCGAUGAUCAACAGGGAUCGUCAACAAUCCCUUUUACGCUGUGUCGGUCCUCGACCGGUGGCACAGCUCACACCGAGCUCCGACUUCCCCGAGGAGGAUUCGCCGUGGCGAAACUUCAGCCACUAAAGUCAAUCUGAC